UGAGGAGUCUCUAAGGGAUAAAAAAUAUUUCCGUCCUUUACACCACUGCUCUGCUGUAACGAAGAGUCCGUUUACUUUAAAAUUUCUGCCUUCAACGAUCGCAGACCAAUUCUACCUCGCUAACCCUGAGUGAAGUUCUGACGCUCCGGCGUUGAAAUGGUAUCAUUUUGAUCUCUGUUCACCUUGUUGUAAUGGCUGGACUUAGGUUUUCAAUGCUAAAGUCACUUAGAAGUUGCAUAAUCCCCUCUUUGAAACAGACGCCAACUUCACUUCAGUCUUGUGAUUCAUACUUGAAAUUUGCCAGAUUCGCUAAUCAAAGUCAAGCCAAGCUGUCUUACCCUCUUGUAAAUAACAAUAACCACAAACGUCAGUUGCAUUCCACAUUGAAUCCUGAAAAUAUUCAACUUAGGGUCCUUGGUUUCUUACCUGAUACUCGAUGUUACAGAACCAACAGCGUUUUAGCAUUUUCACCCACUUCAACAAAAUUGUACUCUCAGAGUUCUAUUGCUUUUUCUUCGAGCCCAUUUUUAAACCACCGAUCAUAUUCAAGGUUUUUUGGUGGCAAAAGUGAUAAACCGGCUGGAGAUUUGGAUGUUUCAGCUACUGCUAGUGGUAGUGAAGUUAAUGUUAAUAAUAGUGGUAUCGUUGUGGGUGAUUCAAUUGAUAAGGUGAAGGAUGUGUGGCAAAUUAUACUAGAUGGAGUAAAUUAUACCGUAGAAAAGGUUAAAAUGGCAUCUGAUGAACUGACACCUUAUGUCCAACAAUUACUCAAUAUGCAUCCGUAUCUCAGGGACAUUAUUGUUCCAGUUGGUGGUUACCUGUUUGGUUCUAUAUUGGCUUGGGUGGUGAUGCCAAGGAUUUUGAGGAGAUUUCACAAAUAUGCCAUACAAGGCCCUGCUGCUUUACUGCCCGGAGGCUUGUUUGGUGACCAAGUUCCUUAUGAGAAAAGUUUUUGGGGUGCUUUGGAGGAUCCAAUACGAUAUCUAAUCACCUUCAUGGCAUUUGUCCAAAUGGGCAUGAUGGUGGCUCCAACAACAAUAGCAUCACAAUACCUUUCACAGGCAUGGAGGGGUGCUGUUAUCCUUUCAUUUGUGUGGUUUUUGCAUCGAUGGAAAACAAAUGUCUUCACCCGUGCUUUGUCUUACCAAAGUUUAGCAGGAAUCGACCGAGAAAAGAUAUUAACUCUUGACAAACUUUCAUCGGUUGGUUUGUUUGUUAUUGGAGUAAUGGCUUUAGCAGAGGCAUGUGGAGUGGCUGUUCAGUCUAUCUUGACCGUUGGUGGCAUAGGAGGAGUGGCUACUGCUUUUGCUGCUAGAGACAUCCUUGGAAAUGUGCUCAGUGGGUUGUCUAUGCAGUUCUCAAAGCCUUUUUCACUGGGAGAUACUAUAAAGGCUGGAUCUAUAGAAGGCCAAGUGACAGAAAUGGGACUUACUACUACAACAUUACUCAAUACUGAAAAAUUUCCUGUAUUAGUGCCAAAUUCAAUGUUUUCUAGUCAGGUAAUUGUGAAUAAGUCACGUGCUCAUUGGCGAGCUAUGGCUAUCAAAAUACCUUUGCAAAUCGAUGAUUUGGACAAGAUUCCUCAAAUAUCAAAUGACAUUAAAAGCAUGCUAAGAUCCCAUGCCAAAGUUUUCUUGGGCAGGGAGGCCCCUUACUGUUUCCUGUCGCAGAUAGAAAGUUCUUUUGCAGAAUUGAGCCUUGGAUGCAAUCUCAAAAGCAUGAGCAAAGAUGAGUUAUACAACACUGAACAAGAUAUUCGACUACAGUCUGUCAAGAUAAUCAAGGAACAUGGUGCUUCAUUGGGUAGCACUUACCAGAAUUUGAUCACUUGAUGAUAUACAAUAUGUUAGCAUAGCUCCAUGGAAAUUUGGCCUUGUUCGUAGACGUGGGUUUGGAAACAAUGUGACAAACCUCCAUAGACAAGUUAUGGUUUUUAAAGGAAGGAAAACACUGUGUAAAGGAAGCUGUUGCAGUUUUGAAGAUUGGAAGCAUUCCCAAAACAUCAUAUGAACCAGUUUUGUCCUGUCCGGUAUCCCAAAUGUGGAGAAAAACAGAAAUGAUCUACCGGUAAAUACAUGCAAACUGAGAGGAACAUCAUUUUUUCUGUUGGACAUUUGUAUUUUGCUUGUGGAGUGUUUUUCUGCUGCAAUCAAUCUUUCCAAAAGAGUAAAAUAAAAGAAAAAGAAAAAAAUAGUUAAAGACCUUAAUCCUCAAUCAAUGUUAAUUUUAUGGAGUUGGUGUAGUGGCUUUUGCAAAUUGAGUAUAGUUUGUGUACAAGGGUUUUUUUAAUCUUUGUAGCCAACCAAUACACAAACAUUAUUUCUUUAUCUUUUAAUAUGUUGGAUCUAAGGUUUUCACA
Mangifera indica (mango) is the source of this 2359-nucleotide messenger RNA. RefSeq names its product mechanosensitive ion channel protein 1, mitochondrial-like. Gene Ontology annotation, cellular component: membrane. Lineage: Eukaryota; Viridiplantae; Streptophyta; Magnoliopsida; Sapindales; Anacardiaceae. The coding region runs from base 192 to 1832 and encodes 546 amino acids. The transcript has 7 exons. The record is from RefSeq and is a predicted model, not a curated record. Gene Ontology annotation, biological process: transmembrane transport.